Messenger RNA from Lates calcarifer (barramundi perch), 1835 nucleotides. RefSeq names its product translocase of outer mitochondrial membrane 40 homolog, like (gene tomm40l). The coding region runs from base 138 to 1163 and encodes 341 amino acids. Lineage: Eukaryota; Metazoa; Chordata; Actinopteri; Centropomidae. Gene Ontology annotation, biological process: protein import into mitochondrial matrix. Gene Ontology annotation, cellular component: mitochondrial outer membrane translocase complex; mitochondrial outer membrane. The transcript is spliced from 10 exons. The record is from RefSeq and is a predicted model, not a curated record. Gene Ontology annotation, molecular function: transmembrane protein transporter activity.
UUUCUGACGGUCACGGCCCAUCAGCCAAUCAAAAGCUGUCUUAAGAAAACAGGCGGGCUUUAGCUGUCACUCGCGUCUUCUUCUUUGGUGCAACUGGAUUCAACUUCCGGCUGCAUCGUCCUCUGGAAACCACAACCAUGGGCAGUGUUUUGGCUGCCAGUUCCCCCAACCCUCCACCACCAACCUCUGGCGGUGCUCCUGCCCCUGGGUUGACGGUGCCGCCGGGCUUUGGGAUGCCUCCAGUCUCCCCAGUCAUACCCCCAGCUGGGGCGGCCUCUGGACAGCAGCAGGAGGCAGAAAACCCUUUGCCUAACCCAGGAGCGUUCGAUGAGUGUCAUCGCAAAUGCAAAGAGGUUUUCCCAAUGCAGAUGGAAGGCGUCAGGCUAGUUGUCAACAAAGGCCUUAGCAACCACUUCCAGGUGAAUCACACAGUGCUGCUGAGCACCAUGGGCGAUUCCAGCUACAGGUUUGGUGCUACGUAUGUUGGAUCAAAGCAGACAGGUCCAGCAGAGUUCUUUCCAGUCAUGGUGGGAGACAUGGACAACACUGGCAGCCUUAACGCCCAGAUCAUCCACCAGAUCACCAAUAGAAUACGAUCUAAAGUGGCCUUCCAGACACAACAACAGAAGUUUGUGAACUGGCAAGGUGAUGCUGAGUUCAGGGGAGAAGAUUUUACUGCAACUGUUACACUCGGAAACCCAGAUGUCCUCGUUGGCUCUGGUAUUGUUGUAACACACUACCUCCAGUCCAUAACGCCGGCUCUGGCUCUGGGAGGGGAGCUGGUUUACCACCGCCGGCCAGGAGAGGAGGGCACAGUGAUGUCUUUAGUUGGCAGAUACACAGGCAGCAACUACAUCGCCACGUUGACACUCGGCUCAGCAGGAGCUCACGCUUCAUACUACCACAAAGCUAAUGAUCAGUUGCAGGUCGGUGUAGAGUUUGAGGCGAGCACCCGCAUGCAAGACACAAGUGUGUCGUUCGGUUACCAGCUAGACGUGCCUAAAGCCAAUUUACAGUUUAAAGGUUCUAUAGACAGUAACUGGAUAGUUGGUGCUACAUUAGAAAAGAAGUUGCUCCCUCUGCCGCUCUCUCUCGUCCUUUGCGCCUUCCUCAACCACCACAAGAACAAGUUCCAGUGCGGUUUCGGUGUCACUAUCGGUUAGACUGACUGAACCGUUAACGACCGGCAGACGGACUUCACAGGACGAACGGACUCACAACGGACAAACAGACUAUGCCAUGUGCUGUACACUACUGUGUGUCCCAUCACCUCAAACUGUCUCCAACCUCUUUAGCAGAUUCGGCCAUUAUCGUGUUAUUGGUUUCCUAGAUCAUGUUUAAUCAAAUAUGACGAGUAGAAACACUGAAAGGUAAUAAUGUAAAUCUUAAUGACUUUAAUCCUUUAAUCGCCUGAUGAUCAGAAGUGGAAUUUGUUGACUGUGGACUCUUGACACAAACACACAAAACAAUAGACUGUAGAAAGACGUAACACAUUACGAGACAUUAAGGAAUUACAGAGCUCUUUGUUUUUGUCACUGAGUUCAGUGCCUGUCGCGUAUUCUGUUUUGAAUUUUAUUCUUUUUUUACUGUAAAGUCUGUCUUGGCGUGCAGUGAAUGAAAUCAUUGUCAUUUGCUUGUUUAACGGUGAUUUGUUGGUUACAGACGAGUUUACUGGCUGUCAGGAGGGAGUUUGCUGUACUGUAUGUCACGUUCACAAUCCAUCACUUGUUUUGUUGCCUUUUUUAUGUUCCAUACAUUUGGAUCAGUAUAUAUGACCUGUAUAUACCUCUUGGAAACUGAUAAAUACCAUUUCUUACAAAAAAAGCUGCCUGUCU